ACUGGACUACAAGAGGAGGAACAAUGAGGUCAUCAUGUCAGUAAACACAUUUAUAAGAUAACAAAAGCAGCUUUCAGACUCAACAUGGUUUAUUUACAUGAAUCUUGAUGAACCGGGUAUUCCAUCAGUUUGAUUAUUGAUUAUUAAAUAUUGAUGGAAGAGGUUUAAACUGUGAGGAGAUCAGCUGACGUUCCCACAGACUAACAUUCUGUCAGAAGAAACCUGCUUCCAGUUGAGUAGCCUGGACAUAAAGAGCACCCGUUGGGUGUCAUCGUCGCCCUUCACCCGAGAUGACCAGGGCCCCCACUCACUCGUCAAGCCCAGGUGAGUCUCGCGCUGCAGCAGGCCCCGCCCCCCUCAGGUGCGGCUCAUCAAAGAGCCGUGAAAGCGGAACAAUGGCGUCCAACGGCGCCAGAGUCAAAGAGGAUGAUGUCAAGCAGCGGAGUGGAACCGGCAGCGCAGAGCCCCCUGCUCUCCUCCAGCUUCGGUCUCGGCUCGUGGUCGUGUGCGUGCUCGAAGGGCUGGUCGGCCGCCAUGUGGAACCCAGACCCGCUGCUGACCGCCGCCCCCUGCAUAGACUCCGCCCCCGGAGGCCCCGCCCCCGGAGGCCCCGCCCCCGAGCCCUGGCUUCUCCCCGGCUGCAGCUCCGUCUUCGACAGCCUGGUCAGUAAUGUGUCUCCGGUCCCGUCUCCUCCUGCUUCCAGCGGCCUGCGAGGACGAGACCGAGCUGCCGGCAACAAAGUCUGCAGGCCGUCCAUACUGGAGCGGUGCAUCCUCAAAGUGUCCACCAGCAGCGUGGCUGUGGGGACGGACGAUCUGGACACCAAGAGGCCCCCUUACGACCGCUGCUACCCCGUCCUCCCGGACCCGGCUAACACCGAGACCAACGGCGCGGUUCUGAAGCGGCGGCAGAAACAGAUCCAGUACGGCAAAAACACCAUCGGCUACCAGAACUACCUGCAGCAGGUCCCCAGACACUUGAGGGACGCUAAGCUCCACCCCUCCACGCCCAACAAGUACCGGAAGUACAGCCGGCGCUCCUGGGACAUGCAGGUGCGUCUGUGGAGGAGAGCGCUGCACCUUUGGGACCCUCUGAGUGACACCCAGCCCGACGACGGCACCUCACAGGACCCAGUGGAGCAUCUGCAGAGUCAGCUGGCGAAGAUGACCUCUGACCUCUGUGAGGAUGGAGGAGACCAGCAGAGAGAGAAGGAGACUCCUGCAGCCUCUAAAGCCUCCUCUGUGUCUCCUCGGUCUCUGGAGCUGCCGGGACCCUGGAACGACCCACCGUCUCCGGAGGCCGAGAUGAACCACGGGACUCUUCGCUCUCCUCCGGGGUUCAGCUGCUCCUUCAGGAGGUGGCGGACCUCUGGUGACCACGUGACCGACUGGCUCCGCCUCCUGCUGGAGGGCGACAGCGGCCCAGAUUUCGGCUCUGAUGACCAGCAGGUUCCUGUGUUCUCCGACCAGCUCCUGUGGAACCCGUACUGAAACACGGGUUCUCCCUUGAGUGAAGUGGC
Messenger RNA from Cyclopterus lumpus (lumpfish), 1520 nucleotides. RefSeq names its product stem-loop binding protein 2 (gene slbp2). The record is from RefSeq and is a predicted model, not a curated record. Gene Ontology annotation, biological process: mRNA transport; mRNA 3'-end processing by stem-loop binding and cleavage. Gene Ontology annotation, cellular component: cytoplasm; histone pre-mRNA 3'end processing complex. Gene Ontology annotation, molecular function: mRNA binding; histone pre-mRNA stem-loop binding. The transcript is spliced from 10 exons. Lineage: Eukaryota; Metazoa; Chordata; Actinopteri; Perciformes; Cyclopteridae. Bases 427 to 1491 code for a protein of 354 amino acids.